ACACUUGAUGUAAAGUUGUAAACUUAUAAAGUGAACUUCUAUUAUUAUGUAAGAUUCCUAAAACAGAAACCAUUUUAGUUAGCAUAGGUAACACCUUGUUAACCUUUUGACGAUAAUCUUAUAAAAGUUACCUUCAAAUUCAUGAAAUGCGCACACUUCUAAAAGUUACAUGAAAUUUAUAAGACAAUUUCUAUGUUUAGUGACUCAAUACCGGUAUCAGAGUAAGAUGGAAGUUGACAUAUCAGGUCUGCGGAAACAAUGUAGGAGUAAGGAUGAUGCUUUCCUCGAAAAGGACUUAGUAUCCAAGGAGCCGAUUGGGCAAUUCAAGGCUUGGUAUGAUGAAGUUUGUGCUGCUAAAGAUGUUCUUUUCCCCGGUGCCAUGUGUCUUGCCAUGGCGUCACAGGAAGGAUUUCCAUCUGCUAGAUACGUCAUAUGCACUAGCUUCAGUAAAGAUGGUUUCAAGUUUUUUACUGAUUAUAGCAGUAGAAAGUCGAAAGAAAUGGAUGACAACCCCAACGUAGCGGCCACAUUCUACUGGGCUGCCUGCGACCGAUCCAUAAGAAUCGAAGGUCAAGCAGAGAAGUUACCCGAAGAAGAAUCCACGGAAUCAUUCAAGUCUCGUCCAGUUGACGCUCAAGCGGCUGUAUGGGCUAGCUCGCAGAGUAUUCCGAUUGAAUCGAAAACCUUAUUAGACGAACGACAGAGCGAGUUGAGAAAUAAGUUCCUGGCUGAGGAGGUGGCGAAACCAAGUUACUGGGGAGGAUACAUAAUACGGCCCAGCGCUGUAGAGUUUUGGCAAGCUCAAUCCAACCGUCUUUCUGACAGGAUACGGUUCAGAAGACCAGAAGAUGGGGAAACUCCGGAUGGGAAACUACUUCAUGAAGGCGAAGAUGAUUGGGUUUAUGAAAGACUCUCGCCAUAAUAAGAUAUUUGGACCUUGAUGGGUGUCUAAAGGGUCUCCGGCAAGCUCGGUUCUCCAUACAAACGUAGUUCCGCUCUCAUUUUAAAACGACUAGCUACAUUGCUCUGAAACUUUGUACUUACAAUAGGAUAAGGUAUAGGUCUGUAAUUAGUUUAUGUAGCUUUAGAUACCAUAGUCAAAAAAAAAUUCAGCGAAUUUAAAUUUUACAUACAAAACUUGUUUUUGCUCUAUUACGUUUGCUUUAUAAACUGGAGCUAUAUAAACUAAUUACAGACCUAGAUAAACCUCAUGUCAUUGUAUGUGUAAAGUUUUAUUACAAUCCAACAGGUAGUUUUAAAAUGAGAGCGGAACUACGUUUGUAUGACGUGCAAUUCAGCCGAACUUGCCGGGGACUCUUAAGGUGCAUCUACACCGCAGUUGUCUUUUGUGGAGCAACAAUGUUAA
Cydia strobilella is the source of this 1366-nucleotide messenger RNA. RefSeq names its product pyridoxine/pyridoxamine 5'-phosphate oxidase-like. Lineage: Eukaryota; Metazoa; Arthropoda; Insecta; Lepidoptera; Tortricidae. Gene Ontology annotation, molecular function: pyridoxamine phosphate oxidase activity; FMN binding. The transcript is spliced from 5 exons. Gene Ontology annotation, biological process: pyridoxine biosynthetic process; pyridoxal 5'-phosphate biosynthetic process. The record is from RefSeq and is a predicted model, not a curated record. Bases 170 to 922 code for a protein of 250 amino acids.